Molecule: messenger RNA, 726 nt
Organism: Solanum verrucosum
Lineage: Eukaryota; Viridiplantae; Streptophyta; Magnoliopsida; Solanales; Solanaceae
Product: purine permease 1-like
Exons: 2
Coding region: 1-585 (194 amino acids)
Cellular component (GO): membrane
Molecular function (GO): purine nucleoside transmembrane transporter activity
Source: RefSeq, a predicted model, not a curated record
AUGUACGUACAUCGACCGGAGGGUGUUACAAGUAAAGACUAUGUUAUUGGUUUUAUUAUGACACUUUUGGCUGCAGCUUUGUAUGGACUUAUUUUGCCUUGUAUUGAGUUGAUGUAUUUGAAGGCAAAACAAGCUAUUACUGCAACAUUGCUGUUGGAGAUUCAAAUGGUCAUGUGUUUUGCCUCUACUGCUUUUUGCACAAUUGGAAUGAUUGCUAACAAAGAUUUUCAGGCAAUAUCAAGGGAAGCAAAACAUUUUAACCUUGGAGAAGGUAGAUAUUACAUAGUUGUAAUAUGGAGUGCCAUAAUUUGGCAAUGUUUCUGUGUUGAUGCUGUUGGAGUUAUUUACCUCUCUUCUUCUUUAAUGUCUGGAGUUAUGAUUGCAGUUUUACUGCCAAUUACUGAAGUAUUAGGAGUAAUUUUCUUUGAUGAAAAAUUCUCAGCUGAAAAGGGACUUUCACUUUUUCUUUCUCUUUGGGGUUUUGUUUCUUAUUUUUAUGGAGAAUUUAAACAAGCAAAGAAACUUGAGAAGAAGAAAAUUCAAGAAAAUGAGCUGACAACAACAACACAAAUAGAACAUGUUUGACUUACUAUUUAUGGUUGUUACCUAUCCUAUUGUAUCGUAUAGUUAAAUUCGUCGUUAUAUAAUGAUGAAAAGUGUCAUUUUAUGUAAUGACUAGCUUAAUGUUGUCGUGAUGUUACCUUGUUUUCUGAUUACUUGGUAGUA